Molecule: messenger RNA, 801 nt
Organism: Haemonchus placei
Lineage: Eukaryota; Metazoa; Nematoda; Chromadorea; Rhabditida; Trichostrongylidae
Source: the annotation of a GenBank genome assembly
AUGGAACCGGCGGGUUCCGGAGCUUUUCCUGCUACGCAGAAAUUUUCUAACGGUUAUGGUUCAACAGGAUGGCAUCCAUCAUUCAGCAGACGCUACUGGUUGUCAGAUGUUGACGAAUCUCAAAUCAUUUCCAUUUCCAGGCAGCCCUUACCGGAUAUCGUGUUUUCGCUUAUUCCCGAACAAGAAUGGGCUUCCACAUUGGGUGACUACAUGGUCAUGGCCACACUCACCAGUUUCUGCCUUCUGCUCGUUUUUCAUCAAUCACGAGCGAUUGUCGCUCGUCGGUUUCUAUUCAUCGGCGCUACCCUCUAUGCUUUUCGCUCUGUUACACUUAUCAUCACCCAGCUGCCUCCAGGGUAUCAAAACAAUGCUAUGCGAUGCCGGGAUCAAGUGAAUAUUACCCUCAGUGUGUUCCUUUCUCGGGUCGUUGAGCAAGCAAUCCGGGCCGGAUUUCAGGAAAAAACGAAAAUGCUAUGUGGUGAUAUGCUAUUUUCCGGCCAUACUCUAACUAUGGUGACUAGUGCUCUAUGUAUCGCUUACUAUCUCCCAGCUAAAUGGCGGCUCCUACAGUGGGUCUCGAACUUCUUUGCUGCCGUCGGAAUGUCAUGUAUGAUCAUUUCGCGAACUCACUACACCAUUGACAUAUUCAUUGCAUACUUGCUAUCAAAUUUCGUUUUCCGGACUUAUCAUGCUUUUUGCGAAGUGGACAUUUUUAUGGAGCGGAGGAAAUCCGUUCUGUAUGGACUGUGGAUGCUGCGGAUUGCUGAAUGGCUUGAAGAUGAUAUUGUACCCGGAAAGUGA